ACUGCAUUCUGGGAAGUCCAACCAAAAUACGAAUGUGCAAAAUUCGAUCGAAGAAGCUGAAUCAAAUUGUCUGUUUAUCCAGAUUCUAGUGAUAAAUAACGUCUAAGCCGUUGUCACAAGCUCUACCUGUAUCUGCUUGUGGAAUCUAGGAUGUAGAUUGCCCAGUAAACUAAAUGAAAGUAGAACUCCAAACAGGCAGUCGCGCCUUUUUCGUCGUCAUCGAAAAGGCGCAGUUUCCCAUUUAAGCGAGUUCUUCCAAAGCGGAACCCUGCUAUAAACAACUGAAUUCCGGUUUGCCAGAGACUAUAAGUAAAGAAGAAGCGUCAAGGUUGCUCCCGUGCUCAGUGGACUGAGAGGCAUACAAAUUAAGUAUGGCUGUUGCGAGUGACAAAGCAGAGGAUGUAGAACUCCAGCCAUUAAACCAAACUGCUGAGGAUGACCAGGAUGAUGUCACUUCUCCUGCACCAAAGAAAGAGAGAAAAGAUGACCCAACAAAGAGCUCAGACUUCAAGAGAAUGCAUUCCUACCCAGAGGACAAGAGGGCAGUUGUUAAAAAGCCCAAACAAAAGGCUGCUAGCCACAGCCAUCCAGAGUUGAUAAGAAGAAUGCAGUCUACACCAGCAUUGACAGUGUGUGUCUUUCUUGUGGAGAAGUCUGGCCGUCUUCUCAACCUUGAAGAUGGAAAAUUAGCCACUGCUGGUGCCAUUAACAGGAUUAUGAUGGAGAAUCUGUCUUUCCCGCCUGAAGCUACCAAGGUGUUUAGUAUCUGGCUCAUGUCCCCAUUACUUCAGCUACAGCUCAAAGACCAUCAUGUUCCCUACAAGCUGCGCAAAGUCUGGCCAGAACUCUUAAAGAAGUUCACCAAUGCAAAUAUUGAGGCAGUUGAAAAAGAUGAGCCCAUAUUAUGCUACAAGAGGAACUCGUUCUUUCCUCUUGCAGAGGAAAAGAAGAUCACAGAUGAAAACAUGAUACGUCGACUUUUUGAAGAGGCCAAAUUUAAUGUUCUUACUGGGAGAUACCCAGUAGAUAAUGAAAGAGCCUUGAAGCUUGGUGGAAUAGUGGCUCUCAUAGAACACGGCAAGUUCAUUGAGAAGGACCACCAUGUUGGGUUUUUCAAGGGAAAGCUUGGUGAAUACCUGCCUGCUACGCUGACUUGCAAGCAGCACUGGACAUUCAGAGGGAGGCAACCCCGCAACCUGGUGGAGCAACAAUUGGUUGACAGCUACAAGGAGAUUUGCAACACCACAGACCUGCAAAGAGCAUAUAAACUUUUCUUGAAAGAGUGCUGGCAGCUCUCAUUCUAUGGGAGUGUGUUUUUCAUGGGUCAGACUGAGCGACCAUAUUCCAUGAUCUCAAGCAUUCUGGGUAGAAGUGAUCUCCCUGUCAGAGUUGGCAUCAACCGGGACAUGAUUCACAUCAUUGAUGAUCACAGAAAUGAGAUCCUUCUUAGUCUUAGUUUUGAUGAGCUCUCAUGGGACUACACCCCAGCAGAGGAGCACGAUGAAGACUGCCUUGAUACUUUUUGGCUGGAAUUUGACUCAAAAGACAAUGGUAAAACAAAAGUGCAGAGGCUUCAAAUCUUCUCCAAACAGGCCAUCAUGAUGGAUGCUAUGGUACAGUCAUGCGUUAAUUGCGAGUGUGAAUGCUGUGAAGAGGAAAGUUUCAAAGGUGGUGGUCCCAUACGUUGUCGUGUUGACAGGCUGAGUUUAUCUACUCUUGAAAGUGAUCUAUCGAGGAGAAAAAGAACCAACGUGUCAUUCUCGAACCCGUUCCGCCGGCCACACAGAGAGGGGUCCCAGCAGCACCCCCGCAGCACCCCUGACUAGACCACGCCCUCUUCUGAGACUGCUUUGCACAACUUGUAAAACUCAGUAAAGAGGACAAAUAUUCAAGAUCAACUCCUGUCCCAUUUAGAUUUAGACCCACAGGGAUCCCAUCGUAUCUACAAGUAGAAAGUGUAGGCACAGUGACAAUCUCAUGGCUGCUACAGAAAGAAAGAGAGUGCAGGGGAAGGGAGGAAUACACACAGCGAUCUCAUGGCUGCUACAGAAAGAAAGAGAGUGCAGGGGAAGGGAGGAAUACACACAGCGAUCUCAUGGCUGCUACAGAAAGAAAGAGAGUGCAGGGGAAGGGAGGAAUACACACAGCGAUCUCAUGGCUGCUACAGAAAGAAAGAGAGUGCAGGGGAAGGGAAUUGACAAGCCGUGAACACUUAGCUAGUAAACACGUGCGAAGACUUUAGUAGUAAUGAUUGAACAUAAUGAAUAUAUACAAAGACUUUGUCAAAAAAGCAAACAUUCUUCCGUUUAGCUUAUCAGUUAGUCGCUGUGUGCUGUCGACAGUGUUUCUAUGUAAAGUUUAUUCUGAAUUGCCUUCAUAUUAUGCAUAGCGUCACAUAGCUAGACAUUCUUUUGUAGAUAUUCAUAUUCCACAUGCAAAACGAGGGGGACUGGAGAGGAUUAUGGGAUGUUUCCUCGGACCCGUUCCCCCUCUUAUUAUCCAUAUAGCAAAAUACAAAAAUAAACUGUAAUGAAUGACUUUGAAAGCAAAUUCCAGUAUAGAUGUAAUAGAUGAUGGUUUAAGACAGUGUAUAUUACAUUUUUAACUUAAUUUAGCUGUUCACAAAUUAACAAACGUGAAAAUAAAAAUGUUAUUU
This is a messenger RNA of Nematostella vectensis (starlet sea anemone), 2656 nucleotides long. RefSeq names its product FERM domain-containing protein 8. NCBI's taxonomy places the organism in Eukaryota, Metazoa, Cnidaria, Anthozoa, Actiniaria, Edwardsiidae. Gene Ontology annotation, cellular component: cytoskeleton; plasma membrane. The transcript is spliced from 13 exons. The record is from RefSeq and is a predicted model, not a curated record. The coding region runs from base 372 to 1826 and encodes 484 amino acids.